Messenger RNA from Bolinopsis microptera, 2295 nucleotides. Its product is annotated as transcription factor MafG-like. The transcript has 5 exons. Gene Ontology annotation, biological process: regulation of transcription by RNA polymerase II. Bases 838 to 1518 code for a protein of 226 amino acids. Gene Ontology annotation, molecular function: DNA-binding transcription factor activity, RNA polymerase II-specific; RNA polymerase II cis-regulatory region sequence-specific DNA binding. The record is from RefSeq and is a predicted model, not a curated record. Gene Ontology annotation, cellular component: nucleus. Lineage: Eukaryota; Metazoa; Ctenophora; Tentaculata; Lobata; Bolinopsidae.
CGAAGCUGAGGAGGUCAAAUUUCUUGGGUUUAAGGGUGUUGGGGGAACUUAAUUUAAUGGUUUUUCCGGUUGUUAAGUUUGGGGCUAGUCCCAAGAAACCUUAUCAUGCUCGCGACCACCUCCUCUUAUACAACAAUUCAUUAGGAUCAAUAGGUACGUAUCCGUAUCACACUUCUACUUGUAACUCUGUCCAGAUUACCAGCCCGCUCUUAAUGAGCACUUGUUGAAGGAGUAAUCCUCACUUCCCAUUGGUUCUCCGCCACAAGCACAUCUCUCUGAUUGGUCGCUCAAAUUUGUAGGUCAAUUCUCGCUUGGCACCCAAUUAACUAGGCUAAUAUCUGGAGAAAAUUAUUAAUACCCCCGUUACUAUUUUGAAUUUUCCUAGUCCUGGUGACGUCGCGAUGUGUCACGCGUUACCGUGCUGUUAUUGGCUCAGACCAUAAACAUGAUAUAUAAGACUAGGUUGACUUUAGAUACUUUCAGUUGCACCAUUUUCACGGUUCAUCAUGCCUUAUUUGUGUUAACCACUUUUUAAGUUAUAAUUUUUUGUUUAACUUUUUUAUUGCCGGGCACUUCUGCUAGUUUGAAACGAUCUGAAUAUUUGAUUUGUUUUUUAGUUAUUUGGUAAAAAUAAUUUAAGUAAUUUUUUCACUUGUAAAAACGCAAAACUUAAACCACAAAAUUUGCCAUAGUUCAAUUGUUGGAAUUAUGAUUGAAAAUAUCGUAAUACUGGACUAAAGGUGAAUAAAUAUCCAAUAAAAUAAAUUCAAUUGAAAAUUCAAAUGGAAUAAAUAAGUUUUGUAAAAGAUGAGCUAACAUCGUUAUUUUUAGUAAAAAAUGACGACGAGUGCGUUUCAAAUGAUUCCGCCCCGUCCAGCGGUCUUGGCUCCGCCAAGGAAUUUCUUACAGUUCAUGCAGCCAUGGAACUUUACUCUCGACCUCAACCGGGUUAAUCCUGCUUUCUUCAACCGACCUCUUUCUCCUCCUGAACCCAAGAGUUUUACUCCUAAACUGCUAUCGGUAUCUCCGACUCUGAUACCCUCGCUCAGUCCGCCUCCAAAGAUUACGCUAACACCAGAGAUACUGAACUUGCUCAGACAACAGUCAAAUCUUGAUCAGAUGUACAAACAACCUUCUUUCAAACCCUUACCGAAAAGCCCCGAGUGUGCGACAUCACGAGGUCCAAUGGAUAUCAGCACUCUGGUUAACCUGAGUAUCAAGGAUCUUAACAAACAGCUCCGGGGAAUGAACAGGACCGAGGUGGUGAGAUUAAAACAGCUGAGACGCCGGCUUAAGAACAGAACAUACGCUAAACUGAGCAGACACAAGCGUGUCGCGACCAUCUCAGUACUGGAAGAGGAAAUCACCGAGCUUGAACAAGAGUUAGCGUGCCAAGAUCAGGAGUCAGAAAAAGUGAGCCGGAAUACAGCCGAGAUGAACCAGAAACUGGCGAUGCUGCUCCAAUUCGCUGAUCAGCAUAACAUCAAAACUGAUUUCCCUGGUUUUAACCAUCCUUGAAGCUGAAAUCCUUGUGUCUCGACCAAACUUGAGACGAUCUAAGAAGUCACAAGCAAUACAGUUCGCCAGUUCAGCGAAUACCCUAGAUCCCAGAGAAAAUUCUUCGGGAUGGUCCAGAUUUUCUCAAGAUGAAUAAAAAUACAUAAGUACAAAGUAUACUGUUUGCUUAGAAAUUCAAGCCUAAAACAAAAAGACGCGAUGUUGAGCAAUGCAGUGUACGUUCUUUAAAUCACGUGGCAUUAAGUUAGUUAUUUUAUUAUACUUGCUGGUCAAACUCAAAACUGGGUGACUUUUUCGUUCAUGCUUUAAUUUAUAAUCUCAUGUUCUUUUCGAUGACUCAAACUGUAGAUUGUAGAUAUUUUAAUAACGAUUUUUCAUGAUUUUAAAUGUUAAACAAUAAGGCGUUUCACAGACUUCUUUAAACUUUACGUUCACUGUUCAUCCUGCUAAACCUUUUUCUCUGAAAGCUCUUUAUUGAAUAUUCUUUAAUAUAAGUUCUAUUGCAUGAUUUAUCCAUACACAUCAUGAUCAGUUUGAUUUUUUAGAAUACUAAAUAUUUUUGAGUUGUGCUUUUCAAUAACUACCAUUAAAUGUUGAAGCACGUUGAUAUUACAAACUUUCCUGCGGUAAUAGACAUGGCUGUUUAGGAAAUUUUAUGUAACGUAUUGCAUGUUUGAGUAGAUUUAUGAUUUUGCGUUUGUACAAGUUUAAUUAUUUAUUUGUGUUAACCAUGCUGUAUUUGAUUAUCCCAUUUUAGUUGUUUUAAAUCCAAGUUUU